GAUGAGCUGAGCCUGCUGGUGAUCAUCGUUGACACAAACCCGAUCUGGUGGGGAAAGAAGGCGCUGGGAGAAGCUGAGUUCACCCUAUCAAAAUGCAUUGAUGCAGCGAUGGUACUGGGAAAUUCUCACUUGUUUAUGAAUCGCAGCAACAAACUUGCUGUAAUAGCCAGUCACACACAAGAAAGCCGUUUCUUGUACCCUGGGAAGCGUUGGGCUUUUGCAGAUCUCUUUGGUGAUGGUAGUAGUUCCAUGGAAUCUAAUUGCUCUGGCAGCAAGGAUGGAAAAUAUGAAUUGUUAACAGCAAUAAAUGAUGUGAUUGCAGAAGAGAUUAAAGACCUCAUGACGAAAACUGACAUGAGGGGCCAGCAGACAGAAACUCUCUUAGCAGGAUCACUUGCUAAAGCGCUUUGUUUUAUCAACAAGAUGAGCAAAGAGGUGAAAGCCAAUCAAGAAAUUAAAUCAAGGAUUUUGGUCAUAAAAGCUGCAGAAGACAGUGCGUUGCAAUAUAUGAAUUUCAUGAAUGUGAUCUUUGCAGCACAGAAACAGAGUGUUUUGAUUGAUGCUUGUGUCUUGGACACUGAUUCAGGUCUUCUACAACAGGCUUGUGACAUUACGGGUGGCAUAUAUUUGAAAGUGCCCCACAUGCCAUCCCUUCUGCAGUAUUUGUUGUGGGUAUUUCUCCCUGAUCAAGAGCAAAGAUCACAGCUUGUCCUUCCACCUCCUGUUCAUGUUGACUACAGAGCAGCCUGCUUCUGUCAUCGAAAUCUCAUUGAAAUUGGUUAUGUGUGCUCUGUGUGCUUGUCAAUAUUCUGCAACUUCAGUCCUAUUUGUAGUACAUGCGAGACUGCUUUCAAAAUAUCAUUGCCACCUGUCAUGAAAGCUAAGAAGAAGAAGUUAAAGUUAGCUGCAUAACAACGUUAUGUAAAUACAUCAUUACCUCCUCCAGUAAUUCCAUGAAAUGGAAUAUACUUGAGAAAUUGAUGGCACUUUUUAAGAACUGUAAGCAGCGUUACUACUUGUUUCUUGAGGGAAAUAUUUAAGUCUUACGUUUUCUACACAGCCCUUUUAGUAACAAAUCGCUGUAUCACCACGUAACCUGUGCUGUUUUAAAUACUGAUUCUUAACUACUGAUAGGAACCAG
Pterocles gutturalis (yellow-throated sandgrouse) is the source of this 1141-nucleotide messenger RNA. RefSeq names its product general transcription factor IIH, polypeptide 3, 34kDa (gene GTF2H3). The record is from RefSeq and is a predicted model, not a curated record. NCBI's taxonomy places the organism in Eukaryota, Metazoa, Chordata, Aves, Pterocliformes, Pteroclidae. Gene Ontology annotation, biological process: nucleotide-excision repair; regulation of DNA-templated transcription. Gene Ontology annotation, cellular component: transcription factor TFIIH core complex; transcription factor TFIIH holo complex. Bases 109 to 912 code for a protein of 267 amino acids. The transcript is spliced from 12 exons.